AUGGCGACGGACGGGGCGUCGGAGGACUUGCCGGCGUUCCUCCCGGCUCCGCUCCAGGAGCCAAACGAUAUGAAGCCCUGGCGGCUGAACGGGACACAGGACAUGAUGGAGCUCUUUGGGCUUGUGCCAUUGUACGACCGUGCCGUGCGGCCGUACCUGCGCCCCGACCCCGCCGCCGCGCCGGGCACCACGCCGAGCUCCGACCCAGGCUCGGCGCCGGCGAAAACCGAAGGCGAGCAGAAGCGCGCGGUGCUUCCCAAGACCUUUGUACACUAUGUCGAGGACCUUCCAGGCAAGGUCCGGCCGCCAAAACGCACGGGAGCGAUGCGGCACCAGCCGAAAGAGCUGACGCAGCUCCUGAUGAAGCCCGAGUAUACCUAUACGCCGAUUGUUCCGUUCGAUGCAGAUGCACUGAACCAUGCAUUCAGCGUCGAGCCGUCGAGCGCGCCCGCCCAAGGCAUCGAUGUGAGCCUGCUCGAGGCCGACGAACAAGAGUCGCCGGCGCCGAAGAAAAAGAAGGGCGCGCUCGGCGACCGUCCCGAGCCCCCCAAGAAGCGGGUGGUGCUCAUCAGCAAAAAGAAGCGCGCAUAG
Malassezia japonica is the source of this 591-nucleotide messenger RNA. RefSeq lists its product as uncharacterized. The transcript has a single exon. Lineage: Eukaryota; Fungi; Basidiomycota; Malasseziomycetes; Malasseziales; Malasseziaceae. Gene Ontology annotation, biological process: regulation of transcription by RNA polymerase II. The record is from RefSeq and is a predicted model, not a curated record. Gene Ontology annotation, molecular function: transcription coregulator activity. The coding region runs from base 1 to 591 and encodes 196 amino acids. Gene Ontology annotation, cellular component: core mediator complex; mediator complex.